Impatiens glandulifera is the source of this 444-nucleotide messenger RNA. RefSeq names its product agamous-like MADS-box protein AGL53. The transcript has a single exon. Gene Ontology annotation, molecular function: protein dimerization activity; DNA binding. Bases 1 to 444 code for a protein of 147 amino acids. NCBI's taxonomy places the organism in Eukaryota, Viridiplantae, Streptophyta, Magnoliopsida, Ericales, Balsaminaceae. The record is from RefSeq and is a predicted model, not a curated record.
AUGGUGAAAGCUUGUUCGUCUACUAUGUUGAAGAACGUGAAGAAGAAAGCUUCGGAAUUAUCUACGCUGUGUAGCGUUGAUUUGUGCAUCUUAUCUUUCUCGGCCGACGGAAGAGAAGUGGAGACUUGGCCAGAAAAUCCUAACCAACUCAAACCCAUUCUCAGGCGAUACAAGGAACACCGAUCUAAAUUACUUAAUAAUAAUAAGACCGGAGUUGGAGUCAGAGGAGUCAGAGGAACAACCGAUCAAUUUCGACGACGAACAAGUCCACGGCCUUGUUCUUGGAAUAGAGACUCUAUUUUAUCGUUGGUUAAUGGUUUGUCCUCAAAUUCUUUGAAGAUUAUUUCCGACCAAAUCGCAACAAAGCUUCAGAUCAUCAAUUCCAAAAUAGAGUUCCUCAAAUCGCAGCAGCAACAAAGUUUCUCAAAUCUUUAUAAUUCAUAA